This is a messenger RNA of Trichosurus vulpecula (common brushtail), 2746 nucleotides long. RefSeq names its product RNA polymerase III subunit F (gene POLR3F). NCBI's taxonomy places the organism in Eukaryota, Metazoa, Chordata, Mammalia, Diprotodontia, Phalangeridae. The transcript has 9 exons. The record is from RefSeq and is a predicted model, not a curated record. Bases 95 to 1045 code for a protein of 316 amino acids. Gene Ontology annotation, biological process: transcription by RNA polymerase III. Gene Ontology annotation, cellular component: RNA polymerase III complex.
GGGGCGGAGUCGGGGGUGGGGGUAGGGGUGGUUGCCGGAUGUUCAACCUAGCUCCUGCUUUCUCAGCCCUGGCUGAACUGAGCACGGCCUCCCCAUGGCUGAGGUAAAAGUGAAGGCACAACCGCCGGAUGCGGACCCGGUCGAAAUAGAAAACAGGAUUAUAGAAUUAUGUCAUCAGUUCCCUCAUGGAAUCACAGACCAAGUUAUUCAGAAUGAGAUGCCUCAUAUAGAAGCUCAACAGAGGGCAAUGGCCAUCAACAGACUCUUAUCUAUGGGACAGUUGGAUCUCUUAAGGAGCAAUACAGGCCUUCUGUAUAGAAUAAAAGAAUCUCAGAAUACUGGUAAAAUGAAGGGAUCAGAUAACCAAGAGAAGCUAGUGUACCAAAUCAUAGAAGAUGCUGGAAACAAAGGUAUCUGGAGCAGAGAUAUUCGAUAUAAAAGUAACUUGCCAUUAACAGAAAUCAACAAAAUACUAAAGAAUUUGGAGAGUAAAAAGCUCAUCAAAGCUGUUAAAUCUGUGGCAGCCUCAAAGAAGAAGGUUUAUAUGCUGUAUAAUUUACAGCCUGAUAGAUCAGUAACUGGUGGAGCCUGGUAUAGUGACCAAGAUUUUGAAUCUGAAUUUGUAGAAGUGCUAAACCAACAGUGUUUUAAAUUCUUACAAAGCAAGGCAGAAACAGCUAGAGAAAGCAAACAGAACCCUAUGAUACAAAGAAACAGUUCGUUUGCUUCAUCUCAUGAAGUAUGGAAAUAUAUUUGUGAACUAGGCAUUAGUAAGGUAGAGUUGUCCAUGGAAGAUAUUGAAACAAUUUUGAACACACUUAUUUAUGAUGGCAAAGUGGAAAUGACUAUCAUUGCUGCCAAAGAAGGUACAGUUGGCAGUGUUGAUGGACAUAUGAAACUGUAUAGGGCUGUUAGUCCAAUCAUACAGCCUACUGGCUUAGUCCGAGCACCUUGUGGACUCUGUCCGGUUUUUGAUGACUGCCAUGAAGGUGGUGAAAUUUCACCUUCGAAUUGUAUAUAUAUGACAGAGUGGUUGGAAUUUUAAUAGCAAAGUGUGCAUUCUACUCACAUUUUAUAAAUGCAGAAGAAAAUGAAAUUACUUUGAAAGCUAAGAAUGUAUUUAUCAUGAACUAUUGAAGUUGGUUAAAAGCAAACUUCACUAAAAGACUUCUUGCUGUAUAGAACAUAUUUCUAUUUAUAAAGAUUAAAAAUUCUGAUAUAUGUUGCUGAGUGGGCCAAAAGUACAUGAGGCAGCUAUUAGAGAUUAAUAGUGAAACUAUUCCUCUUGCUAAUAAAGUACCAUGAAAAUAAGAGGAAUUCGCCUACCAAGCUAUCAAAAGGGAUUAUUUUUGAAUGGUUUUAAAGAGGAAAAUAAACUACAAGAUAAUUCUGACAUUUGCCAAGGACAGAGGUAAUAAAGGGAACUUGAAAUUUCCCCUUCCUAUGUUGCUGCUAGAGGCAAGCAGUUUUGAGUUAAUGCAGAUAUUGUGAAAAAGCAUUAUGUCUGGUUCAUUCUCACCAUUAUCGUUUUCCAUUGAUCAAUUGAGCAAGAAGUUGAAAGCUGCCAGAUGAAAAGGCUUAAAGGUAGUAGAAACAGCAACAGGCAGGACCACAUGCAGACUAGAUAAAUAUGUGGAACGGUUAGGCAUUGUUAUCCCAAACACUCUACUUAUUCUCACAUAAUGGAACAGAAAAGCAUUGAAAAGCACUUACUGUUUGGCAAGAACAGUGCUAAAUUCUGAAGACACCAAAGGAAAAGGGAGAUGGUUCCUGCCUUCAAGGAGCUCACGCUGUAAUUUGGGUAGACAGCACAUAAGGGAGAAUUCAGCUUCAUGGCCAAUGAAAAAAACAUGAAUCCAGCUGACAAACCAGCAGGGCAGAUGGUAAGGCUCUGUGGACCUUGGGGAGCAGUGGUAGGGUAGACAGUCUCCAAACAAUGACUGUUGGGAAGGGGUUAGGUGGGUGGGCCCAAGGGUUAAAGUGAAGUGUCUCUGUUACCUCCACCAGCCAAGAUGGGGAUGGGGGUAGGGGCGGGGAGUAGGGGCAGGUUAGCAUCCUAUUGAAAGUGGAUAUCCAUUGCUUGGUGGGAGCUUUGGAACUGGACAUUUGGGAUUAAGUUGGAAGGUUCUCCAAAGCUGAUUCAUGCUGGCCCUUAUUCAUUAGGUGCCCCUUGCUGGACUGAGGCAAGUGAUGGUAAGGUCCUCAUUUUCCUGCCAUGGUGGCUGCUAGUAUUGGUCUGUUUUCAGGCCGUCCUGUUAUUGGGCUGGUGCAGAGAAGUAAUUUAACAGAAGUAAGGAAACUUUAAACCAAAAUAAUGACAGUUACAAAGGGUAUAUGUUUUUUCAAUGUAUAGAUGUUAAUUACUAUUCUUGUUUAGUAAAAGCAUUAAUUUCAUUUGAAAUACUUGCUUUAUUUUAUGGUAUGCAACUCAAUGGCUCAGUUUCAUUGUUGCCCAUCGUUUUUAUUUAAUGACAAAUUAUAAUUGCCCUUGGAAAUAUCAUUACAUUUUGAGCUUUAAAAGGCCAGCAGCCUAGAAAUUAAAGUUGGUCUGUCCUCAGUAUAAGUUGAAUAAUUUUGUGUAUUUAAUAUUCCUUUCUCCCCCUCCGUCUGUGAUGUUUAAAGUGAUGUAUUCUUCGAUGACUCUGAUUUCAUCAAACUGUAAAUUCCCUGAUUCCAUUCCCUCUUUAUGGUUCAUCCUGUGCUAGUUGUUCAUCCUUGAAUAAAUCCUUUAGAGCUGGUCUACCAA